Molecule: messenger RNA, 5074 nt
Organism: Marchantia polymorpha subsp. ruderalis
Lineage: Eukaryota; Viridiplantae; Streptophyta; Marchantiopsida; Marchantiales; Marchantiaceae
Source: the annotation of a GenBank genome assembly
UAAUGCUGGUUAGGGUUUAUGGCGGGUUUCUGGGCCCAGGAAUUGAACAUGGCGAAGAGUGCAGGAAAGAUGACGAGAAUUUGUACAGUGCGGUGGCAAGAUUUCUUCGAAAUCAGAGCCUGUUUUGAAUACUCGAUUUGUGAGUUCGCGAUGAUCGCUGCAGCUAUUCGCGCAAUUGCCCCGCUGUAGAAUGUUUUCGCUUCGAAUUUGUUGACGGAUCAGAGAUUUUCAUCGAGGCCAGUUGGCCGCUCGGGAGCGAUGGGGACUGCUCCGGGGGCUAACGUGCACCUCUCCAUGAGCUUCAGCAAACAGCCGUACAUCGAAGAUGUCGGGCCGCGGAAAAUCAAGAGUGUUCGCUUUUGUACGAUGUCAGCUAAGGAAAUCGUCAAAGUUGCUGAACUACAUGUUUGCGAGUCAAGCUUGUAUCGUAUGCCUGAGCGGCAGCCAGCUGCCCAUGGUCCUCUAGACACUCGCCUGGGAACCACAAACAAGAAGGGAGUGUGUACCACUUGUCAUGGAAAACUUGCGGAGUGUCCAGGACAUUUCGGUUACGUCCGGUUGGAACUGCCAGUUUUCCAUAUUGGCUACAUAAAAAACAUCCUGACAACCCUCCAAUGUAUUUGCAAGUCUUGCGCUCGUAUUCUCAUGCCAGAAGAUGAACGCAAAGUGUUUUUAAAGCGCAUGAGAAAUCCACGAGCUGAAAUAUUGCAAAAGAAGGCCAUAUACAAGAAGGCAGUUGAACGUUGCAAGCGAGUGAAAUUGUGCCCAAGGUGUGGGGAUUUCAAUGGAACGGUGAAGAAGUUGGCCCUUCCCACCAGAAUCUUUCAUGACAAAUACAGCAAAGCUAUCGACUUGAAGGAGGAGAUGCUGGAACAACUGAGUGAGGCUAUGAAGUUCAAUAAGGAGCUGAAAGCACACGUGAAUCGCAUAUUUGAUUCUCUAAAUCCUGUGCGAGUUCUUUCACUUUUUGAGAGGAUGCUGCAAGAGGAUUGUGAGGUGCUUUUCCUGGCAGAUAGACCAGAAAAGCUAAUGGUCACCCAUUUGGCUAUCCCUCCUGUUGCUAUCCGACCUUCAGUGGAAAUGGAUGCUGCUGCUGGAAGCAACGAGGACGACCUUACAAUGAGGCUGCUGCUCAUAAUCAACUGUAAUAAUCAACUGCGAGCUUGCUUAGAGACAGGACAACCAUCAGAGAAAACGAUGGAAACAUGGGAUUUACUGCAGACACAAGUUGCGUUGUACAUCAACAGUGAUACUUCUAUCCGUGACCAUAACCAGCAAGCCCAACCACCAGGAAAACUUCUCCGCGGCUUUGUGCAAAGGCUGAAAGGAAAACAGGGUCGAUUUCGAGGAAAUCUCUCAGGAAAGCGUGUGGACUUCAGUGGGAGGACUGUCAUAUCCCCAGAUCCAAACUUGAAGAUUACUGAGGUCGCAGUACCAAUCUUGAUGGCGCAGACACUCACCUAUCCUGAGAAGGUCACUCGUUACAAUAUUGAGAAGCUGAGGCAAUGUGUUAUUAAUGGAAUGUCCAAACAUCCUGGUGCAAACUUCGUAGUAUUUCCCGAGAAUGGAAAGUCCGACCAAGAACGUUCCUCUGUAUAUUUGAAAUUUGGUGAUCGCAAGCGAGUGGCUGCUGAACUCAAGUAUGGAGACAUCGUUGAACGACAUUUGGAGGAUGGAGAUAUUGUCCUGUUUAAUCGACAGCCUAGUCUUCAUAGAAUGUCCAUAAUGUCACACCGGGCCAGAAUAAUGCCAUGGAGAACACUCCGAUUUAACGAAUCAGUAUGCAAUCCUUACAAUGCUGAUUUCGAUGGAGAUGAAAUGAAUCUACAUGUGCCACAAACGGAGGAGGCCAGGACUGAAGCCUUGCAGCUGAUGGGGGUGCAAAACAACCUUUGUACUCCAAAAAAUGGAGAAAUUCUGGUGGCCUCAACUCAGGACUUUUUAACGUCAUCCUUCUUGAUUACGAGGAAGGAUACUUUUUACGACCGCGGGGCAUUCACCCAGAUCUGUUCCUUUAUGGGUGAUGCUGUGGAGACCAUAGAUCUUCCAACUCCGUCCAUACUGAAGCCUAUCGAACUCUGGACCGGAAAACAGCUGUUUAGUGUUCUCGUUCGUCCUAACGCACGAUCACGGGUUUUUGUAAACCUAGUGGUUAUGGAGAAGAACUACAAUCACGGUCAGGCGAAGGAGACAAUGGACCUCAAUGACGGCUACGUAUAUUUUAGAAACAGUGAGCUUAUUUCAGGACAGCUUGGCAAGGCAACUCUAGGUAACGGUAACAAGGAUGGGCUCUUCACAGUGUUGUUGAGGGACUACAAUUCCGAGGCAGCGGCUGUAUGUAUGAAUCGUCUGGCAAAACUCAGUGCAAGGUGGAUCGGAAACCACGGAUUUUCCAUUGGGAUCGAUGACGUGCAGCCAGGUGCAAAGCUAUCUCAGGAGAAAGAAGCACAAAUGUCCAAGGCUUAUCGUGAAUGCGACAACCACAUUGAUGCUUACAAUAGUGGCAAGCUGACUUUACAACCGGGUUGCAAUGCAUCUCAAAGUCUUGAAGCGAUGGUCAUGGGAGAAUUGAAUAGGAUUCGUGAGGAUGCAGGGAAGGUAUGUCUGAAAGAGUUGCAUUGGCGGAACAGCCCACUGAUCAUGUCUCAGUGCGGAUCCAAAGGUUCUCCUAUAAAUAUCAGUCAGAUGAUUGCUUGUGUGGGACAACAAUCAGUUGGUGGAAAACGAGCACCCAACGGAUUUUUGGAGAGGAGUUUGCCGCACUUUCCAAGGAACGAUAGAACCCCUCAGGCAAAAGGUUUUGUUGCGAAUUCUUUUUACAGUGGGUUAUCAGCUACAGAGUUCUUUUUUCAUACUAUGGGAGGACGCGAGGGUCUUGUCGAUACCGCUGUCAAAACUGCAGAGACUGGUUACAUGUCUAGAAGGCUUAUGAAGGCACUCGAGGACCUUUCUACCCAGUAUGAUGGGACAGUUCGGAACUCAAGUGGGGGAAUUGUUCAACUUCUUUAUGGUGAUGAUGGCUUAGAUCCAGUGAACAUGGAAGGAAAGGAUGGUCUACCUUUCAAUCUGAAUCGUAAUAUGCUGAAGGCUAUGGCAACGUGCCCUGCACGCGGUGUCCUUGGAUUACCACCUGCAGAACUUACGAAGAAAGUAGAAGAACGCCUUUCAAUGCCAGAUGUCUCGUUGGAGAAUGGCUGCUCUGGUGCCUUCAAGCAGUCGCUUUCAACUUUCAUGGAGAAGCGAAUUGCUGCUAUUGCCCAAAUGAGGACAAGACUAGGAUUGCCGCUAGAUAGGAUUGAUGAAGAUAACAGCGUGCUUGAGAAAGCUGCUGCAAACAUCUCAGGGUUGACUGAGCGCCAGUUACAAGUAUUUCUCGACACCUGCAUAAGGAGAUAUCAUAGAAAGAAAAUUGAGCCUGGCUCUGCUGUAGGAGCAGUUGGCGCUCAGAGUAUUGGAGAGCCUGGGACUCAGAUGACCCUAAAGACUUUUCAUUUUGCAGGCGUUGCCAGUAUGAACAUCACUCUUGGAGUUCCCAGAAUUAAGGAGAUUAUUAACGCCUCUAAAAAUAUCAGUACACCGAUUAUAACUGCCAAACUAGUAUGUGAUAAUGAUAUGAAGGCCGCACGAAUUGUCAAAGGUCGCAUCGAAAAAACUGUUCUCGGAGAGGUAGCCAAAUCAAUUAAGGUGGUUCUGAGACCAGGGCAAGCGAUGCUCUCAAUCAAGCUUGACAUGAAGAGAAUUGAAGCUCUGCAGUUAGAUAUAUCGUCCUCAACGGUGGCACAAGCUAUUUUGAAGACUCCGAAGUUAAAGUUGAAGCAACAGCACCUGCGGGUUGUGGACUAUCAAAAGCUUGUCGUGUUCCCUCCUGAUAUGGAUCGUAACAAACUAUAUUAUUCGUUGCAAGCUCUACGACUUUCUUUGAGGAAAGUCAUUGUCAAGGGGAUCCCCACCGUGGAGCGUGCUGUCAUUAGUGAAGAAAACGGGAAAUACAACUUGCUUGUGGAAGGGACCAAUCUUUCAGCUGUGAUGGGCAUAGAUGGAGUGGAUGGUCGUCGCACAAAGAGUAAUCAUGUUAUUGAAGCUGAGCACACUCUAGGAAUCGAAGCCGCGCGCAAGUGUAUCAUUGAUGAAAUUCAAUAUACCAUGGCCAGUCAUGGAAUGAGUAUCGAUAUUCGACAUAUGAUGUUACUCGCUGAUGUUAUGACUUAUAAGGGUGAGGUGCUGGGAAUCACAAGGUUCGGAAUCGCCAAGAUGCGUGAUAGCGUUCUCAUGUUAGCAUCUUUUGAGAAAACGACGGAUCAUCUCUUCGACGCAGCAAUUCAUGGACGAACAGAUGAGAUAGAAGGGGUUAGUGAGUGUAUCAUCAUGGGCAUACCUAUGCCCAUAGGGACAGGCCUGUUCAAAAUUCGUCAAAAGUUGGAGAAGAUUCCUAAGCUAACGUAUGGUCCAGAGCCACUUCUCGGGUAGUGAAUGUUUCAUCAAAGUAGCGGCGUUCGAAGCGAAUAGACAAAGGCUCUGAUUCAACGGAACUUGGAGGCUUUGUGCAGAUUUUUCAGACAUUGUGCUGAAGAGGAGAACUUGUACAAAUCUACAAUGCAAGACCGUCAACUCAGGCUUGAAGGUGUCUGGCUUGCAUUUUUUAUGGCCCUCGAUGAAGAUCUCCAAAAUAGGAGAUUCUGAAGCAAAGUUGCUGCCCUUCAAUGGCUGUGAUGGUGUUUCGUGGAAACUUUCAGUAUAGGAAGGCAGUUAGUAGUUAAGUUAAACUAUUAGCGAGCAUGCUGCUUUCGGGGCUAGUUCACAAGUUGGCAUAUGAUAUAAGAGGAAUCGAUGUUAUUAUGCCCGGUUCGCAUCGAAAUUUUCUGUGGCAGCAUAAGCCGCACAUAUCUUUCUUCAGUUGAUUUCUUCCUACCUGCAUGUACUAUUUAGUCCAGCCCUCAUGGGCUUGUAAAAAUUGCAUUUUUCUCUAAUGGGUUUACUCCAGAAUCUGUUAAGUCCUCUACGAGACGAUCCCGACUUUUUUUUUUAACGUGUAGGCCCUUGUGGGUGAUCACGUGCUGCUAUAUAUAAAAGAGGA